Nymphaea colorata (pocket water lily) is the source of this 1068-nucleotide messenger RNA. Its product is annotated as enoyl-CoA delta isomerase 2, peroxisomal-like. The transcript has a single exon. The record is from RefSeq and is a predicted model, not a curated record. Bases 210 to 926 code for a protein of 238 amino acids. Gene Ontology annotation, molecular function: enoyl-CoA hydratase activity; delta(3)-delta(2)-enoyl-CoA isomerase activity. Gene Ontology annotation, biological process: fatty acid beta-oxidation. Gene Ontology annotation, cellular component: peroxisome. Lineage: Eukaryota; Viridiplantae; Streptophyta; Magnoliopsida; Nymphaeales; Nymphaeaceae.
CGAGUCCGAACGAUGCGGUUCGUUUUGCAGCUCCGUCUGCCAUUCUCCUCGAGACUGAGAGGACUCACCCCGACCUGACCGCAUUAAUAUGUGGGGCCCACCUGGAGGGACAAACUGCUUACGCCACCAUCGUUCGCCGCCGGCGCCCCCUACUUCGCCUCUUUUCCCCAGAAUUCCACCCAGAGAGAGAGAGCGAGAGAGGGAAGAAGAUGUGUACGCUGGAGAAGCGCGGGCGAGUGUGGCUCCUCACUCUCGGCGGCGACGCCGAUCACCGACUGAGCCCGGGCGUCCUGGACUCUCUCAACUCCGCCCUCGACCGGAUCCGCGCGGAGUCGUCCUCCGGGACGGCGGCCCUCGUCGUCGCCGGCACGGGCAAGUUCUUCAGCUACGGCUUCGAUCUCGAGUGGGCCAAGUCCGGCCCCUUCAUGCCUCGCAUGCACCUCAUGAGUGACAAAUUCCGCACACUUGUCUCCUCUCUCGUCUCGCUCCCGAUCCCGACCAUCGCAGCCGUCACCGGCCACGCCGCGGCGGCCGGAUUCAUGCUGGUCCUCGCCCACGACUACAUUGUCAUGAGGAGGGACCGCGGGUUCCUCUACAUGAGCGAGCUCGACCUGGGGCUGCCCUUCGAGGACUUCAUGAUGGCGCUCAUCAGGGCGAAGGUGCCGUCGCCGGCGGCGCUGAGGGACGUCGUGCUUAGGGCCCGGAAGUUCACGGCCUCAGAGGCCGCGGACGCUGGGAUUGUCCACAUGAUCGCGUCGGAUGCUGGGGAGACGGUGGCGGAAGCCGUCCGGCUCGCGGAGGACCUCGCCGGGCGCAAUUGGGACGGCAACGUCUACUCGUCUAUCCGGAAGGCCGCAUUCCCGGAGAUCGCCGCAGCCCUAGGUCUGGUCAACGGAUCUGGGACGAAAGUAGCCUCCAAGCUUUGACCGAUUGGUGCGCAGCCGUGAGUCGUUUUCAGGUACAUUACCGAAGCUGUGUGUUCGUUGGGUCCAACAUGUGCACUGUAUUUGUUUGUUGUGCAAGACGACUACCAAAAUACAAAUACAUUUUGGAUUGGUUGAGACGAUA